Messenger RNA from Gossypium raimondii (Peruvian cotton), 2534 nucleotides. RefSeq names its product probable acyl-activating enzyme 16, chloroplastic. The record is from RefSeq and is a predicted model, not a curated record. Gene Ontology annotation, cellular component: chloroplast. NCBI's taxonomy places the organism in Eukaryota, Viridiplantae, Streptophyta, Magnoliopsida, Malvales, Malvaceae. Gene Ontology annotation, molecular function: long-chain fatty acid [acyl-carrier-protein] ligase activity. The transcript is spliced from 18 exons. Gene Ontology annotation, biological process: fatty acid elongation. Bases 142 to 2391 code for a protein of 749 amino acids.
AAUUCCCUAUGAUUUCUAUAUAUCACGUUAAUGUUUCUUCAACUUCAGCAUCUUCAGGAUACUUCGUGAUCCCCCGCACUUGCUCCUCUCACCUACCACCGCCACAUCACUUCACUCCCUUUGCUUUCGCUUUUUUCAAAAAUGUUGGGGGCUCCGAUCAAAAUAUCUUCUUCGCCUUCUUGCUGUUCUUCUUCUGAAAAUAGAAAGGCGAUCAUGUUGUCGCCGGUUUGUUUAGAUAAAUCGAGGUCUUUUCAGUUUCUUUUCUCGGGUUCUAAAUUGCAGUGCUCCAAAACUUUGGAUAUCAAGCAGCUCUCCAGCGCCAAGUUCCGGGUCUCCCGAGGAUCGAAAUUUCGAGUUUUCUGUGAUUCCAAGACACAAGAGUUGCAGAUUAGAAGGUGUUCGCCUUUACUAGAAAAGGCAUCACUGCCAAGUAAUGGUGCACCGCUCUCAGAUGAAUGGAAAGCAGUCCCAGACAUUUGGAGGUCUUCAGCAGAAAAGUAUGGUGAUCAAGUAGCAUUGGUGGAUCCAUAUCAUGAUCCACCCUCUACCUUGACAUAUAAGCAGUUGGAGCAGGAAAUAUUGGACUUCGCCGAAGGUUUAAGGGUUAUUGGAGUAAAGCCAGAAGAGAAGUAUGCACUUUUCGCUGAUAAUUCGUGCAGGUGGCUCGUUGCAGAUCAAGGUAUAAUGGCAACAGGAGCUAUUAAUGUUGUCAGAGGGUCAAGAUCAGCUGUGAAAGAGCUUUUACAUAUAUACAAUCAUUCAGAAAGUGUUGGGCUGCUUAUUGACAAUCCAGAAUUUUUCAAUCGUCUUGCUGGGAAAUUUUGUUCCAAUGCAAGUAUGAGAUUUAUUGUUCUACUUUGGGGGGAGAAAUCAUGCCUGGCCAACAAUGAAACACUUGGUGUACCUGUAUUCAGUUAUAAGGAGAUGGUGAAGUUAGGAAGGGAAAACCGUGCUGCCCUUAUCGAUUCUCUUGAUGCUAGAAAAGGUUACAGAUAUGAAGUGAUUGGCUCAGAUGAUAUUGCUACCCUUGUAUAUACGAGUGGAACCACUGGUAACCCAAAAGGCGUUAUGCUUUCACAUAAAAACUUAUUGCACCAGAUAGAAAAUUUGGGGGUUCUUGGACCUGCUAAAGCGGGGGAUAGAUUUCUAAGCAUGCUUCCUACUUGGCACACAUAUGAGCGGGCUUGUGAGUAUUUCAUAUUUACGCGUGGAAUUGAGCAAGUAUAUACAACUGUGAGAACUUUGAAGGAUGAUUUGAGAAAUUAUAAGCCAGAUUAUAUGAUUUCAGUACCUUUAGUGUAUGAAACACUCUAUAGUGGAAUUCAAAAGCAGAUAUCUUCAAGCCCCAAUGCUAUUAAAUUAAUAGUAUUUUCAUUCAUAAGGAUCAGCUUGGCAUACACGGAGUUGAAGAGAAUUUAUGAGGGACUAUGCCUAACAAGAAAUCCGGAGGAACCUUCGCAUAUUGUAUCCAUGUUCGACUACUUAUGGUCUAAAACUAUUGCUACAAUAUUGUGGCCUUUGCAUGUCUUAGCAACAAAGUUUGUCUACAAAAAAAUCCGCUCUGCUAUUGGGAUACAAAAGACUGCCAAAAGCGGAGGUGGAAGUUUGCCAACACAUAUUGAAAAGUUUUAUGAGGCAAUUGGUCUGGAAGUGCAGAAUGGAUAUGGUUUAACAGAAACAUCCCCUUGCAUUGCUGGUCGACGACCUUAUUAUAAUGUUCUUGGUUCUGUUGGGCAUCCAAUUCCACUCACAGAAUUCAAAGUUGUAGAUUCCGAAACUGGUGAAAUCCUCCCACCUGGCUCCAAGGGCAUUAUAAAGGUCAGGGGACCGCCAGUGAUGAAAGGUUACUAUAAGAAUCCAUUGGCUACGAGGCAAGCCCUAGACGAAGAUGGUUGGCUAAAUACUGGUGAUAUAGGUUGGAUUGCUCCUCAUCAUUCAGUAGGGCGAAGUCGUCGAUGUGGAGGUGUGAUAGUUUUCGAAGGACGUGCCAAGGACACUAUUGUUCUUUCUUCUGGUGAAAAUGUUGAACCUUUAGAGAUCGAAGAAGCUGCCUUAAGGAGUACUCUUAUUCAACAGAUCGUUGUCAUCGGCCAGGAUCAACGACGCCUUGGCGCUGUCAUUGUCCCAAACAAAGAUGAAGCACUCCUGGCAGCAAAAGAGGCAUCUGUUGUAGAUGCAGAUGCCGUAGAUCUUAGCAAGGAACUAAUUUCAAGCAUGCUAUAUGAAGAAUUGAGGAAGUGGACCUCCGAGUGUUCAUUUCAAAUUGGACCAAUUCUUGUUGUGGAUGAACCUUUUACGAUCGAGAGUGGCUUAUUGACUCCAACCAUGAAAAUCCGAAGAGACCAAGUUGUGGCUCAAUACAAGGAGGAAAUAGCCAAUCUCUACAAGUAGGUUCCCUUUGAAAAAAAACAUGACUAGACUAUCAUAAUGUCCAAGACUGCAAUAAGACUAGUCAUGUAAGUUAUUCUCAACAAAGUUGUAUGAAAAUGUACAUUUUAUCUAUUUCCAAUUGUUAGGAUCUUGUUCUUGUGGUA